Molecule: messenger RNA, 5157 nt
Organism: Alternaria incomplexa
Lineage: Eukaryota; Fungi; Ascomycota; Dothideomycetes; Pleosporales; Pleosporaceae
Product: NRPS
Exons: 4
Coding region: 1-5157 (1718 amino acids)
Biological process (GO): secondary metabolite biosynthetic process; amino acid activation for nonribosomal peptide biosynthetic process
Cellular component (GO): cytoplasm
Molecular function (GO): phosphopantetheine binding; catalytic activity
Source: RefSeq, a predicted model, not a curated record
AUGGUCGUCGGUAUCCUAGCUAUUCUCAAGAUUGGUGCGAUCUACACACCAAUAGAUCGCGAUCAAUGGCCGAGAGAAAGAAUAGAGGAUGUUUUGCAAAGAACAGAUGCCUCAAUUAUCGUCUACACGGGAGGGAAUAUGGAUAUUCCAGGCAUGGUGAUGAUCAAUGCUGAAGAUGUCGACGUCGAUUACGAUCCCGAAGGUGCAGGCAUGGUUCCACUUCCAGAGCUAGCGGCUAUCAUUUUCACAUCUGGAACGACUGGAAAACCCAAGGGUGUUGAGAUCCAGCAUUCGUCAUUGGCCAACUUCGUUUCAGCGGCUCAUUUCAACUACGACGUUACUCCGGACGACCGAGUAUUGCUAGUACUCUCCGUUGCUUUUGAUGGUAUGCACCAUGUAAUCGUAUCUACGUGUCCUCAGACCGGAAGUUUGAAGCCAUCAAUUCUGGGGACCCCUAUCCACGGUGCUAGAGUCAUGAUUGUGGACAGUUUGGGAAGCGAGAUCGAAGCUGCUGGGAUGGAGGGAGAGCUGCUGAUUUCCGGGAUUGGAUUGGCUAGAGGUUACUGGCGCGACAAGCAGCGAACGGACGAAAAGUUCUUCUUGCAUAAAUGCGAACGCACAUACAGAACGGGUGACCGUGCGAGAUGGUUCGUCAAUGCGUUCGGAGAAAGAGCCGUCGAAUUCUGUGGUAGGCGCGAUCGAACCGUCAAGAUCCGAGGAUUCCUAGUAAACCUUGAGCUCGAUGUCGAUGCAGCAUUACUGGCCAUGGAACCCGAAAUCACAGCGGUGCAUUCAAUCCAGGUGAAUGGGAAACUGUACACUGCCCUGACGCCAGUACAUUCCGAUAUCACGGAGCUAAAGUCCCGAUGGAGAGCACGGGUUCCACCGUACCUUGUACCAGACCACAUGGUAGGACUUGAGUCGUUCCCAAUGACAGCGAACGGCAAGGUUGAUCCUCGCAAAUUGGCCGAAGUCGUGGUAGCCAUGAUACUAGAUGCCCAAGAGGAUGUGGAAGAUGACGGAAGCUUGGAGUCUGUCAUUAUUGGUGGAAUGGCGAGUAUACUCAACAUACCUGCAUCAACGAUCGACCGCGACCAAUCUUUUGUCAGCCAAGGACUUCAUUCUCUUGCAGCGAUCAUGCUCUGCUCGCACUGUCGGAAGCAAGGAUUUGCCAUCCCUAUGGAAGAUAUACUCGGUUCACCUUCAAUCAAUAGCCUACUUCAGGCCUACGAUGGUACAGCUCGUAUGUCGAUAGACGUGGCACCUGCAUCUGUACACAUGCCGGUGGCACCUCUCACGGCAUUACAGAAGAUGCUUAUCUAUGACAGCAUGAACCAGAAGACGGCCAAUGUAGUGCAACACAUUGCUACGUACAACAGUGCAGAUGUGCAGCAUCUGCAACGGGCGUGGCAUACCGUUAUCUCAUCUGAACCUAUAUUUCGGACAGAGCUGGACAUCAACACCCAGACACAGCGCAUCAACAACAAACCAACGGUUCGCUGGACGGAACUUGUUGUUGAGUCAAUGUUUGAGGUUGAAGAAAGGACCAAAGAAGCUGCUGCGGCUACUGGAUUGGGAGCCUCGUUUACGAUCCUGCACUACCGGGGUGCGCUGCUGCCCUGCGAUCAAAGUGUUGUCAUAUUUUCCAUCCACCACGCUCUCGUGGAUGGCUUCUCUGCUUCGCUUAUUCUCAACAAGGUCGCUGCUGCAACCAGAGGCAUCCCGUGUGACCCGUCACCGCCUUUCACUAUUGCAGUAGGCCAGAUGCGACAAAACGCAGCUCGCACGUCGGUUGAAGCGAGCGCAUUUUGGAGACAGCAGGAUCAGGACCUUAGCGACGCCAUUGGCGAUAUGCUGCUUCCGAAACCACCGGCGGGUGUGCUCGACACAACUGUGCAAUACUCCAUACAGACAGAGCUGGGCAGUGCUUCUCUGGCGAAGCUAAGCUGUGCCGGAAGGUCAACGGCCGCGACAUUCCAUUACGCAGCAUGGGCACUGGUACUAUCGAGUUACACCAAUGCCCCAACAGUGCUCUUCGGGGCCGUUCUUUCUGCCCGGACAUUGGGAUUCCAGGGGGCAGAAAGUAUCAUCGGUCCCCUUAUUGCGACACAGCCACUACGUAUGGCUAUUGACAGGCACGCGUCGACCGAUGCGUUUCUGCAGCAGACAUACGACGCGGUGCGAUCUCUCUCUAAGUUCCAGGCAUCCGAGCGCAAAGGGGAGCCGUUGCGUUUCUCGUCGGCUCUUGCGAUACAGUAUGACUCGCCCACGCUUGAGCCAGCAGGAAUCGAGCCAGUUCAGCCGCCCUUCGUUGUCGAGUCUCCAGCACUGCCGCUAAACGUCCUUGUCGAGGGAGAUGGGCGGGUACGAUUCAUGUAUCGACGCAACAGCUUCAGCGACGAGCACGUGCGACAGAUGGCAACUCUGUAUCGUAACGUCUUGCAUGCCUUGACGCAUCCAGGGCUCACUGUUGAGGGAUGCUUGAGGAAGCGACUCGAUGCAGAGACGUCGCGCAUGCUGCUGGCUCGCGGUAACGGGCCUUCCAGCCUUUCGCGCGUCCGCGCAACAGGGCCGACAGUGACGAGCUGCAUUGAGAAUGCUGCGCAAGCCAACGCUGCACGCGUCGCCGUAGAGAAGGGAGCCGUCCAGUUGACGUAUGCAGAGCUCAUGACGCAUGCGGGACGCGUAGCAGCUGCCGCUGAGAAGGUCGUCAAACCGGGUGAUGUCGUGUGCGUUGUAGCAGACCGCUCGAUUAACUGGAUAGUGGGCGUAUGCGCAGCCCUCAAGGCUGGUGCAGUCUACUGCCCUCUCGACGAUGCGCACACACCCGAAUAUCGCGGCGAGCUGCUAAGAAGCAGUGGCGCGACAUUAUUGUUGUGUACUGAGAAGUCUCAAUUGGUCGAUGCGCCAACAAUGAAUGGCGUACCUAUACUCGCCAUCGAUGCACUCUUGGCAGAUGACAGAUCACGUGAUCCUCACGUCCUGACCAGAUUACCCAGUGUCAGCGAUGCCGCAUUUCUCUGUUUCACAUCGGGGUCUACUAGCAAGCCCAAAGGCGUUGCAUGUGUCCACGGUGCCGUUACCGCGUUUCAUGCCGACCCUGACGUGCGCCUCAACAGCGCACCGGGAGUUCGAAUUGCUCAGUUUCUUUCUCCAGGAUUCGAUGGAUGUGUGCACGAAGUUUUUGCGUCUCUUUGCUAUGGGGCUACGCUGGUACUCCGAACAGAACGAGAUGACCCUUUCGGCCAUCUGGGACAUGUCGACGUCGCAAUGAUGACGCCAUCUGUCGCUGCAGGUUUGAACCCGGCUGAGUUUCCGAACCUCAAAUUUGUCUACUUUGCAGGAGAGCCUGUGCAGCAACCAACGUUGAAUAAAUGGGCAGUGAACAGGACAUUGUACAAUCUCUAUGGCCCGACAGAGGGCACGAUAGGAUCAUGUCAGCAAAAGCUCCAGGCACAUGUGCCUGUCAACGUCGGACCUCCAGUACCAUCCAUGCGCCUAUACAUUCUCGACGAUGCAAUGCAGCUUUCGCCCCCAGGUGUUGUUGGCAACAUCUUCAUUGCGGGGGUGCAAGUCAGCCGAGGAUACAUCAACCACGACCUGGCUGAGCAAAACGCACGCGAGUUCCUACCUGAUCCCUUCUGUCCUUCCCCCAGUGAAGGAGAACGCAUGUAUCGCACUGGCGACCUGGGCUUCUGGGAUUCUGCUGGGAACGUACAUGUGUGUGGGAGAAAGGAUCGACAGAUCAAGAUGCGUGGAUUCCGCGUGAACCUGGACGACGUUGGCGCCAUUGCUAUGCGUGAGAUUCCAGACUUGCGCAAGGCCAUAGCAACAGAACAUAAGGGGAAACUCGUCUUAUGGGUGGAGCCUGAAGACCUGGAGGUUCAGGACAUGGCCCAACGCUUGCGUUCAGUGCUGCCCCAUCACGCCCAGCCUAAACACAUCAUUGCCAGAGCUCAGCUACCACUAUCGAAGAACGGAAAACUCGAUUCCAAGGCUUUAGCACAGCAGGAUGUUGUCUUCGACCAGCCAUGUACCAUUAUGGGCCCGGACCAAAGCUUAUCCACCUUUGAAGCUCUGAUCGCGCGCGAGUGGCGAACCCUACUCGGCCUGGAUAACUCGGUCAAGUUGACUUCCAAGGACAGCUUCAUCGCGCUAGGUGGUCAUUCAGUCCUGCAGUUGGAUCUUGCUGCACGCCUCCGCAGUGCAUGCAACAUGCCCCUCGCCAUCAGAGACAUCAUCCGGGCCCCCGUGCUGGCCGACAUGGCGGCUGUUGUUCAAGCGCGAAUGCACAGCUGGAAGGCGCAGGCAAUCAAAGAGAUUGCCAUCAAGCCGCUGGGCACCAGUGCGCUGUCUCCGGCUGAGCUGGAAUGGUGGCAUCGCUAUCGCGAGUCGGAAAGCCAGAGCGCGUUCAAUGUGCCCUGGGUAGCGAGUUUGCAACCCGAAGUCGACUUAGCUCGCCUUGCACGUUCUCUGAACUCAGUCAUGGCUCAACAUCGCAUACUAAAAUCGCGCUUUGUGCCAAAAGCAGACGGCGGUGUUUCGCGCAUCAUAUCAGAUGGUCCUAUCCUGGUUCAGAUGGUUCACGCGAUCAAUACGUCUGAGUUUGUCAAUCGCCCGUUCGACCUUAGCAACGAUGUCUUGGUCCGAGUGGCACUCUCUCCUUCGACACUUGCCAUCAGCAUCUCUCACAUCAUAUGCGACCUCACCGCGUUGAACACACUCCUCGCCGAUGCAUCAACAGUAUACAACAGCGGAAAAUUGCCGGCUGUGCAACUGGAGUAUUUCGAUUCAAAAGCGUGGGGCCAGCCGUUGGACCGUGAGACAGCCUUCUUCUGGUCGACGUAUCUUCGAGGUCUUCAACUUCAGCGUGAAUCCGAAGACCUUCUCUGGCACAAGUCUUACAAGGGCACAUCGCUAUUGGCCCCCCUUCCCCAGGAGCUCUGCCGAGACAUUGUAGCAUUGACGUUAAAUACUGGCACAACGCUUCACCAAUUCGGUCUUGCUGCCACGGGUGCAGUUUUGCAUUCUCUUUGCGAGCGGAGCGAUAUCAUACUAGGCAGCCCGUACAUGAAUCGCCACUCCGUGGAGGACAAAAAGAACUCCUCGUUAAAAUUGUGCAGAACAUGUUGCUACCAGCGGUCAAAGGCUUACUAG